AUGAAUAAUGCCGUCGAGGGCACCGAUAAGGUGCAGGCGCGCCGGCGUAUGACCAAAGCUUAUCACAGGAAGUCCCGAAAUGGGUGCCAGAGAUGUAGAACUCGUCGGGUGAAAUGUGAUGAGAUACACCCUACAUGUGGGAAUUGUGAGCGCCAUGAAGUAGCUUGUAUAUACCCGAAUGCCGCAAAAAAACGAAAUGACCAAGACACAAAAACAGACGGCAAACAGGGGUCAGAUAUAUUUGGUCCAGCCAAUACCCUAAUACCCACUCUGUCGGGCGAAUCAGAGUUACAGGGAACCCCUAGCUCCGACUUCAACGACGUCGGUGACUUCCAGCUGCCAGAAUCCAAAUCUAGACGCCUUCUCGAGCUUCGACUAUUCGAUUACUACAAGGAUCACCUGAUGGAUCCCCUCCCAGGCCAGGCCAAAUCCCGCGAGGUGACGGCAUGGUCUAGUCUAAUUCCUCAACUUGGGCUGGAAUAUGAGAACGUGCACUACAUGAUGUUUUCCAUGGCAGCCUGUCAUAUGCUCCGUUCUGAUCCAGACAACCGUGAGCUACUCAACAUUCAACAAGUCUAUUUGGCGCUAGCAAUGCGUGAACAGCAAAAAGCCGUUGCUGAACUGAGUCUUGAAAAUUGCGAUUCGGUCUGCUAUACCGCCAUGAUACUCCUCAUCGCGGCAGUUGCCCGCCUCUGGAGACGUCCUAUCAAACCAUACGUGCCGCCGGUCGAGUCUCUAAGAUUAGGAAAUGGUGUAGGGGCUGUGCUGCGGACAGCAGUAGAGAUGCUUAAAGGGAACAAGGAUGCGAAGAUGUGGUUGUUCAUCAAUGCCCCACCAGCGCUCGAUCCGAAAGUGAUCUUCGCCAAAGAAAAUCAAAUCCCGUUUCAAAGCUUACUGGAUCCUGACAUUCAGCCAUGGAAUCCAGAUACUCACGAAGCUUACGAGAAUUCUGUCGCCUACUUGGGAUACCUCCACAAGUCGGUUCAGGACAAUGACCCGGUUUGGAUAUUUGGUCGAAAGCUUAUCUCGUUCUCCAUUUUUGCUCCAAGAGAAUUCCUUGAUUUUGUUGAGGAUCAGAGACCCCGAGCAUUGGUUAUUCUUGCUCAUUACUUUGCUUUCAUGUGUAGGGCGAAAGAACUUUGGUGGGCACUGGAUAUUCCUGAAAAUGAGAUCAAAGGGAUUCAGGGGGUCCUACCUCCGGAGUGGCAAGAGCACCUACGUUGGCCACUCAUAAUGACUGGCCAGACAGUCAUCUAG
Messenger RNA from Aspergillus pseudoviridinutans, 1257 nucleotides. Its product is annotated as Zn(II)2Cys6 transcription factor. Lineage: Eukaryota; Fungi; Ascomycota; Eurotiomycetes; Eurotiales; Aspergillaceae. Bases 1 to 1257 code for a protein of 418 amino acids. The record is from RefSeq and is a predicted model, not a curated record. The transcript has 2 exons. Gene Ontology annotation, biological process: regulation of transcription by RNA polymerase II. Gene Ontology annotation, molecular function: zinc ion binding; DNA-binding transcription activator activity, RNA polymerase II-specific.